UCAACACAAGAUGUUUGUCGGAGCUUUCUCGAAUUAUGGCGGCUAAAACACUCGAAAUCCGUAUCGCUGACGGACAGUGAGGUUCAAAUUUUCCUUUAAGAGGAAGAAAACCAAUAUUCUGAGAGAAAAACCGAAAGUUACGUAUUCAGUGGCCUUGGUGUUGGCAUUUCUCUCGGCUGAGAAUGAAAAUCGACAACUGGAAGAUUUGCCACUGGCCGAUUUUGGCCGUUUACCUGAAAGACUUUUGUCGGUGCUGAUUAUAAGCUAGAUCCUCAUAAUGAAACCCGUUAAAAACAGAGGAAUCGUUGAACUGAACCCAUCAUCUACCGAAGUGGAAGUGAAAAAACUUUUUGAUUCUUGGGCAGAAAAUUAUGAAGUGGAUUUAAAAAAUUAUGGCUAUAAAGCACCGCAGUUGUGUUUGGAAGCUUUCAACAAAGCCAUACAGUCUGAAGAGAUCUUCUUUGGUGCAGACAAGAACAUGAGGAUCCUUGAUGCUGGAGCUGGUACAGGAAUCAUUGGUGAGAUGCUGGUUAAACAAGGCUAUACAAAUAUUGAUGCCCUAGAUAUUUCGCAGAAUAUGUUAAACGAAGCUAAAAAGAAGAAUGUUUACAAGCGACUCAUCUGUGCGCCUUUGAGUGAUGUUCGCAUAGAGCAGAUACAGACCGCUGAAUAUGAUGUGACAUUGUGCGCAGGCACCAUUGUUUAUGGUCAAGUCAAGCCAGUGGCACUGGAUGAGUGUAUACGCCAUGUAAGACCAGGUGGUCUGUUCAUCUUCACUCUCCGAGCAGACUCUUUCGACCCAAAGUAUGGUUACUGUACCAAGUUUGAUGAGUUGGAGAAGGCAGGAAAAUGGAGACUUGUGAACAGGGAACUGCGAGAGCUGUACACUGUCCCACAUGAAGAACGCUUCAGGGAUUGUUACUUGAUCACUUACAAAGUGAUCCAAAACUAACUUCCAAUGGAUUAAAAAUAGAGCUUGUUGCCAUAGUUGUCAAACUCAGAAAAUGAUUGAUUUGAAGGAGAAGUAUGCUCCAGAAACCAUGUAAUUUCCAUUUCCUCUAUUAGGCCGGUCAUAGUCGAUGAGAUGUAAUUUAGAAACAUCGAUAAAUGAA
This is a messenger RNA of Pocillopora verrucosa, 1112 nucleotides long. RefSeq names its product methyltransferase-like protein 27. The record is from RefSeq and is a predicted model, not a curated record. Gene Ontology annotation, molecular function: methyltransferase activity. Lineage: Eukaryota; Metazoa; Cnidaria; Anthozoa; Scleractinia; Pocilloporidae.